Messenger RNA from Pyricularia pennisetigena, 471 nucleotides. RefSeq lists its product as uncharacterized. Bases 1 to 471 code for a protein of 156 amino acids. Lineage: Eukaryota; Fungi; Ascomycota; Sordariomycetes; Magnaporthales; Pyriculariaceae. The record is from RefSeq and is a predicted model, not a curated record. The transcript is spliced from 2 exons.
AUGGUCGCCGACUGCAAAACCGACGGCAGCUCCGCGAUGGACGCCCUCCUCCUCGAACUGUUUGACGCCACCGGAGGUAUGAAGCCCGCGACGCUGGCUGACCGAUGCCGACGCAGCAAGCUCUGCGCCCAGGCCGGCCCACGGCCCGUCCAUGUCCUCGUCUUCUGGAAAGUAAACCUCGUCCACAAAGUCGGCAUCGUCAAACUCGUCGUCGUAAAAGUCGAUGAGGCUCGCGGCGGGCCUUCUCCUCCGGCUAAGCCCGCCACGGAGGCUGCCUUCCAUCAUGGCGGCGUUGCCGACGGCUUGGCUGAUCCCGUUGAUUAUAUGUGCAUGCUCGAUGGCCCCGUCGCUGGCACUGCUGGUGCUCCUGGUGCUGCUACUGCUGCCGCCGUUGCUACUGCUGGAGGAGCUCCUGCUGUAGCUGGAGGUCACGGAGCCGGUGCUCUCCGGACUGCAGCUGCCUGCCUUUGA